Messenger RNA from Spathaspora passalidarum NRRL Y-27907, 315 nucleotides. It is a transcript of the gene TTR1, whose product is annotated as dithiol glutaredoxin. The coding region runs from base 1 to 315 and encodes 104 amino acids. Gene Ontology annotation, molecular function: glutathione disulfide oxidoreductase activity. Gene Ontology annotation, biological process: cellular response to oxidative stress. Lineage: Eukaryota; Fungi; Ascomycota; Pichiomycetes; Serinales; Debaryomycetaceae. Gene Ontology annotation, cellular component: cytoplasm; nucleus. The transcript has a single exon. The record is from RefSeq and is a predicted model, not a curated record.
AUGGUUUCCGCUCAAACUACCGAAAAGGUCAAGCAAUUAAUCAAGACUAAGCCAGUUUUUAUUGCCUCGAAGACUUACUGUCCUUACUGUUCUGCAACUAAGAAGACCAUUGAACAAAUCACCAAAGAAGCAUAUGUUCUUGAAUUAGAUGAAGAAGCCGACGGUGCUGAAAUCCAAGAAGCUUUAUUGGAAUUGACUGGUCAAAGAACUGUUCCUAAUGUUUUCAUUGGUGGUCAACACAUUGGUGGUAACUCCGAUGUUCAAGUUUUGAAAUCCCAAGACAAGUUGGAAGAAAAGAUUAAGGCUGUUUUGUAA